UGGGCAUGUGCUCGCUUUCCGUGCGCGGAGCGUGCGUGCAAACCCCAACGGGUAGACGAGACUCGCAUGCAUGUCGCACUACACCUCCGCUUGUCUUAGGCGUCUGACGUCCAGCUCCUUGACUCUCGUGGCUGACCAAAACAACUUUUUAGUUUAUUUUACAACAGAGAAAUUAAUGCUCAGCGCCGGCCAGAGCGGCAAAUGAGGAUGUCGAGGGGCUCGCCAGACCUUGGGAGAACUUGGUUGUUACUACUCACCGUCGUCCUGUCCCGGACCACCAUCAGGGCGCACAUUUUGUCCACGGCCAACAUCAACGUCACCCACUUUUCUCCGAACACCAACACCUGGGUCAGUGCGGAGCUGUCUGGCCUUUAUGGCAAAGACUCGCCCGUGAAAGGGGCCGAAGGCGAGAUUCGGGUUCCGAGUUCCGGGAAUGCUUUGGCUUGCGGACCAAACGUUGAGUUCGAAGGCAGCAAGUCGCCCUGGAUAGCACUGAUCGAGAGGGGCAACUGUUCUUUCGCGGAGAAGAUUAAUAAUGCGGCAGGAAAAAAUGCGGAUGCGGUGGUAAUCUUCAACGAAGCGGGGGCGGGCAAUAAAACGAAUUACUUUUCGCAUGAAGGCACUGGCAAAAUGGUCGCCGUAAUGAUCAGCAACAUCAAAGGCCAGGAAAUCUUCGAACUGGUGAGGAAACGGGUCUCGGUUCAUAUGGUGAUUGAAGUUGGGAAGCAACAUGGACCGUGGAUGAGCCAGUACUCAAUCUUCUUCGUCUCCAUUUCUUUCUUCGUCGUCACCGCUGUCACAGUGGGCUAUUUCAUCUUCUACACCGCCAGGAGAUUGCAGCUCUCGAGGGCUCAGUUACGGAAACAGAAUCAACUGAAGAAUGAAGCCAAGAAGGCCAUUAACCAGCUGGACCUACGGACCUUAAAGCAAGGUGACCAGGAGACUGGCCCAGAUGCAGACACCUGUGCAGUGUGCAUCGAAGCUUACAAGCCCAACGACGUUGUUCGCAUCUUGACUUGCAACCAUUUCUUCCACAAAAGCUGUAUUGAUCCCUGGCUUUUGGAGCACAGAACCUGCCCCAUGUGUAAAUGUGAUAUCCUUAAAGCUCUUGGAAUCGAGGUUGAUGUAGAAAAAGUUGAGGAAUCUCCAGAUUUGGAACAUGUAUCGAGUGAAAGAACUGGGCAAGAUAGAAACACUGAAGUUCCUGAGCAUGCCAUUUAUACCUUGCCUUCAGCUCACACCCCUGAGCAUGGACAGCAGCAAUCUCCAGUGACUGAGGACAAUCACCAUUUCAGCGAAGAACAGCGUCUCUUCAAUAAUGAUGCUCGAAGGAAUGCUCUAUCUGUCUAUGUUCUGCCACAAGACAAUCCAGCCUAUGAAGAGAUUGACCUGCGCGAUGAAGUGAAGUCAGGAAUUAUUCCAAAGUAGUAAAACAAUAAAGAGCCCGUCAGCCACCAACUGAUACAGAGUGUCCCUCCCUCCAGUGAACAUUUUGUUCCAAGUCUUUGGACUGGCUCACAAUCUACAUUUUUGCUGCAUUUUUUACACCAAUGUUUUAAAAUAAAAGUCAUUUUAGAUAGCCUAAAUAUAAUGGACAAAUUGUGAUUAGAACUGGUUUGAAUUCUCAGGAUCUCACGCAAUCAGUCUGCUUUAAUUUAUCUGAGGUCCUGUGAUUGCAUGAGUAGGGUGAGAGGCGGAGAUUAUUGGACAUUAUUCUAAACCCUUGUUUGGAGAUCGAUGAAACCUUGGGUUUCCAAGAUUGAAUGGGCUGCUGUAUUUUCCCCCUGGUAUCUACUGUAUAAUGGAAUCUAUUUUAUUAUGGGCCUUUAAACCAUGCCUCAGUUCUGCUGACCACAGCACGAGAAGAAAAUGCAUACAAAAGAUUAAUUGUUCAUCCGAUUAAUACAAUGCUAUUGCAAAGAACUUGUGUUGUCUAUUGGUGGCAUUGCUCCCAGAUAAUUGGAUCCCUGAUGUGAAGAGACCUUUCACUUAUUGUUCACAUAGUUAUAAUGGUGUUGCCAGUAUACUUGCUUCAUAAUUACUGGUACAUUUACUGGUAUUUUACUUUACUGAAAAUAACAGAUAAUUUUUGGGGGUUUUUUCUGAAAAAGUAAAAUGAUCAGUCAUAAAGGCAAGUUAUUCAAUCCAUUCAGGGUUCAGGGAUUCUGAAGAAAACCAAAUCCACAGCCCUAAAAAUACAAAUGGCCUUUAAUCAAACUUUGUGGUCGAAGAGCAUUUUUAAUGACCCUUUGCGGAAUUGGCUUCCUUUAAGCAAAUUACUGAUUUUGUUUCCAAAAGCAAAUAUAAAUCCUGAAUAAAGUUAAUCUAUUUUGGAGAUAAAAUGUGUUUGUGGAUACGUUAUUUGAAGAAUAUUAUCAAUUAUUUGCUUCCACUGUUGAACAAGUAUAAAAGGGAAGCAAAAAUUUGGGAGAGGAAGAUGUGUCAGCUCCUGAUGUGGAAUUUUGUAUUUUUUUUCCAAAGCAUUUUCUAUGUUAAUGCUUCAAGUUCUGAACACUGUUUUUUUGUUGAAAGUUGUUUUUUUUUCUGCUGCUGGUCACAGACUGCAUCUUCAAGAGUCCCAGGAGUAGAAGGAACAGGGAAAAUUAUCUUCUGUUUUUAACUUUUAAUAGACUUUCUGCAAUGGCCCAACUUUAUACCGUGUUCUCAGAGUUCUUACACACAUUGAAUUUAAUAGUAUUUGGCUGAUGAACAACAUGUGUCACAUGUCCUCACUCAACAAUGACAGGUGACUUUCAUAUUGAAACCUAUUGAAUAUUGAAAGGCCAGGAUCGGGGGUUCCCAGCCUGUGGUCCAUGGAACCUUCAGUUAGUGGUAAGGGUCCAUGACAGGAAAAAGGUUGGGAACCCCUGGUUUAGAUAGAGUGGAUGUGGAGAGGGCAUUUCCUAAAGUGGGGGAGAGAAGAACCAGACAGAAGGAUGUCCCAUUAGAACAGAGAUGAAAAGGAAUUUCCUUAGCCAGAGGUGGUGAAUCUGUGGAAUCCAUUUCGAAGUAAUGCCGUGGAGGCCAAGCCAUUGGGUUUAUUUAAAGCAGAAGUUGAUAGGCUCCUGAUUAGGAAAAGUGACAGAGGUUAUGGGGAGAAUGGGCUUCAGAGGGUAAUAAAUUGGUCAUGAUGGAAUGAUAGAGCAGAUUAGAUGGGCCAAAUGGCCUAAUUCUACUCCUAUAUCUUAAGGUCUUAUUCAGUAGAUAUACCUGGUGUGAUGCUGCAGAUACUUCAUUGGCUCAUUUGGUUAAUUAUUCAUACUAUCAAUACAAUAAAAUGAUAUGCAGUAACAUUCCAAACCCAGUAGGGUUGCAUUGUGAAUCACCCUCUAGAGAUCCUUGAAUGUAAGAGCCUAGAAACCAUAUGAAAAUGCAGUGCUUACAACUUAUUAUCACACUUUCCAAAACAGUUCCUGCUGCCUAUUACUUUGGUAGACUGAGAUCUUGUUAGAUUAUAGUUUCCUUAGCAUUUACCACAGUACUUUGCACUUGGUUUUCUGACACAUCUUCCCGCAGAGUCAUAGAAUGCUACACCACAUAAACUGGCCCUUCGACCCAUCUUGACUGUGCUGAACUACUAUCCUGCCUGGUGCUAUCGACCCAUGCCCUUAACUCCCCAGACCCCUCCCAUCCAUGUACAUAUUCAAAUUUUGCUUAAAUAUUGAAAUUGAACCCCCAUCCACUAUUUCUGCUAGCAGCCCAUUCCACACUCACACCACCCUCAUGUUCCUCUUAAAUAUUUCACCUUUCACCCUAAACCCAUGACCUCUAGUUCCAGUCUCGCCCAAUCUCAGUGGGAAAAACCUAUCUGCAUUUACACUAUCUAUACCCCUAAUAGUUUUGUAUAUCUAAGUAUAUAUUGGAAAGUUAUCACUGUGUAAUGUCCACCAUUCAUUUUAUUGUACAGGGAUUUAUAUUUCUCUUCCAGACAUAAAGCUAAAUUUAUUUUCCAGGCAUGUGAACUGUGUAUGGAAAUCCAUUUUACUGAUUAAAAAGAUCUUGUGUUGCUUUAAAUUUAAUCAUUUUAAUGUGGUACAAGUUCUAACCUUCUGACAUUCCUCGUCUCCUGGCUUCAGCCAUCACCUUUUAUCUUGUGCUCCUUCCCCUCUCUCCACCUUAUUCCAGCUUCUCCCACCUUCCUUUCACAAUCUCAAUGAAGAGUCUCUGCUGCAAACGUUGACUGUUUAUUCCUCUCCAUAGAUGCUGCUUGGCCCCAGCAUUUUGUGUGUGUUGGUCUGGAUCUCCAACACCUACAGGGUCUCUUGUGUUUACAAUAACUCCUCCAAGUAUCAGUUUCUUCGGAAACACGCCACAAUUUAACAGAAACAGCUGACACCGUUAUAGCAGUUUAGCGAAUAGAAAUCAAACCUCUCCGAGAAUGUUCUGUCACUCUCAUUAAUAAUGAAGUAAAUGAAAAAGAUGCCAGGCCAUUACCUCCAUGAAAAGCAGAUAAGGUCUCCACAUAGAUCAAGCUAAUACUGAAAUCUCAGUCAACUUAAUUAAAAGAUUAAAAGCCCAGAAUCAUCUUGAUACUUGUGAGAAACUGCUAUGUACAAACUGUUAAAGUAGUGACUGAAAUGUUUUUUGGCUGUAAAGUUAUUGAAUGUCUUGACAGGGCAGCUUGGUUGUGGAAGUAAUGGACUGCUGUCUCCAGUGACCUUGGUUCAUCCAGCCCUUGGGUACUGACCAUGUGGAGUAUGCACGUUCUCCUUUUGACCGUAUUUCUUUCCCCGGGGUCUUCCAAUCUCUUUCUGCUGUCUUGCAUGUUGGUGAGUUAAUUGACCACUGUAAAUCGCUCUACCCCCCCCGCCCCCGUGUAGAUGAGUGUUAGAAUCUGGUAGGAGUUGAUGGGGAUGUAGGAAGAAUAAGUUAAAGGAAAAAUUACUGAACAAUGAGAUUGUGCUAUGAGGUAGCAUAGACUUGAUGGGUCAAAUUGACUACUCUCUGUGUCCUUAGAAAAUAUAGCACAGGACUCGAAUUUAUGUGGUCCUAUUUUAAUCUGAACAAUAUUAGAAGCAGAUAGUUGGAUCUAGCAUUUUGAUUAUUUUGCUUUAUACUCACUGGCUGGUUUCAAUAGAUGCUAAAAUGGAACUGCGAUGUUGAGGACAAUUGUACACCAAACGAUAACAUGGCCACCACCAACACUUAGCUGUCACAAGGGCAGGAAUGGCGGCAGAAUGUUCCGGGGUUUAAAUGUUUCAAAAGAGCCUGGGAGGAAGGCAAAAUAGGUGGAGGACUGGCAUUGCUAAUCAGGCAUAGUAUCACGGCUGUAGGAAGGGGGUUGUGGUGGAGGGAUUCAGUGUUGGUGGAUGCAAAAAUCAUCAAUAAAAGUGUGGCAUUCUCUUACUUCACUUCCUGUAUUAACCUGGUGUAUGUCUUGUCUGGUCCUGGUGACUGACCUACCCUAAAGUUUUUCAAACUUCUACCACACCCUUUUACUGAAUGUCAACAUGUUCUACCAUGUCAUAAUCCUGUUCUCAUACACACCAAGGUCGAAGUCCUUCUCACUGCUGAAUACUGCAGAUAGAACAUUACAACACAGUACAGGCCCUUUGGCCCUUGAUGAUGCAUAACAUGCUUUGCAGCUGUCCCAUAAUAUAGAGGUCCACCUAGUGUUUAAGCUGCAGUCAUUCUUCAUUCCUUCUUCAUACUUCCCGGUAACAAUGUUGUGCAGCUGGUAGGUUGGAAAACAUUGUGUAGAACAGAUCAGUUCUCAAGAGUCCACCAGCUUCUGGAUUUGCUCUUUAGGUAUUAUCCUGGCACAAGUGGUAGUUCAUUAGGAAUAAUUACAUUAAUACCAGCGGGGUAGCAGUCCCCAGUGCAAGUAAGAAAUAGCACAUGUAGAUAUGAUGGACAGACUCUGUGGCAGGAAAGAUCUCAUGUCAGUGUACUGGCCGCUAUGUUUUAUUCCUCUCACUUACCUGGCUGCUGUAACUAGCUGCAAUAUUGAUUAAAUCCUGCCGUUCUGAAAGAAAUCAUCCACCUCCAACCAUCCAUCAGUCACCAAAGCUACUGUAUUAAUGAUAAGUAUAAAGGAUUGCUGAACCAAAUCCAGUGUGUUUCCCAAUGAGCAGAAGUGAUUAAAAUCACCCCAUCCCUAACCACCCCAAAAGAACCAUCCACUUCUUGCAGUUUAUCUCCUGUAGAAGAUUUUAAAGCCUUAAUGAUUAAAAAAAUAAAAUUACACUUUGAAGCAAUAUGCAACAUUCAUAUUAAUCUCAUGCACUUUAUGACGGGGACUUGAAUGAUUCUUUACUAAUGUGCCUCCAUGGGUGACCUGGAUUGAGAAGGUUCUACCUGAAUACCUGUGAAAGCAACUUCUCAAAAAACUUUGAGAACUUUAUGGUGGUUUUUUUUAAGGCACGUGAACAAUUAAGGAAGGAAUCAGCAUUUGUACCAGAAUUUUCUGCUUGGAAAUUUAUUGUACAUGAUUUAAAACAUAAAUUGUAAGAACUGCUUUAUCAAACUGUACAUUUUGAUGAUUUAAUAAACUUUAUUGUUUCUAAAUUAA
Hypanus sabinus (Atlantic stingray) is the source of this 6511-nucleotide messenger RNA. RefSeq names its product E3 ubiquitin-protein ligase RNF128 (gene rnf128b). The transcript has 7 exons. The coding region runs from base 202 to 1428 and encodes 408 amino acids. The record is from RefSeq and is a predicted model, not a curated record. Lineage: Eukaryota; Metazoa; Chordata; Chondrichthyes; Myliobatiformes; Dasyatidae.